Molecule: messenger RNA, 3603 nt
Organism: Drosophila biarmipes
Lineage: Eukaryota; Metazoa; Arthropoda; Insecta; Diptera; Drosophilidae
Gene: lin
Product: protein lines
Exons: 2
Coding region: 504-3068 (854 amino acids)
Source: RefSeq, a predicted model, not a curated record
UGAAAUUCGCUAAAAGAUGGCGACGCGCACUUAAUUUUUGUUUUUUCCCACAUAAUAAAGUGUAAUGAAACCAAAAUAAAAGCAGCGCCAGUAAAACAAUCAGAGGCUGUUAAAAAAGAAGGAAAGGAGUACCGCCCUAAACGCUUUCCUAGGACCCAAAGCGAAGCGCGAGUGCAGUGAAACUAAUACAAACAUUGACAUGUCGCUGGACCAAAGAGAGCAACAAGUGUGUGAAAAUCGAAUUGUGGCCGUUUAAAAUGUUCGGAGGAGCAGUUGGUGCGUCUGGUGGCUGCUAGAAGGCCAUCAUCAGCUCCAGGAAGAAAGACUCUGACAUAGGAACGCCCGAAAUUCUACCCAAGAAGCUAGGCAGUAGCGUCUGCACACGUAACCUUGUGUGCGCGUAGCACGGAAGCUGUUUGUCGGAAUCGGUAUAGGUACAUAUAUAGUUGAGUUGGUUCCGGCCGCGGGCUAUUCCCAGUACGUCGGGCACGUCACCGAGGAGGAUGGACACCACAUCAGCCGCCGGAUCUGGAGUCGGAUCGGGCGACGUCUGUCCCUGCUCCACGGUCGCUGCCUCCAACGCCUCCAAUGAGCAACCGCAGACCAAGCGCCAGAAGAUCGAGCAGCAGAUCAAGGUGGGUUCCAAAGCGAUGCCGCCUCAGCCGCCCGACAUUCUCGAUCUGGACGCCAAUAGCAACAGCCACCUGUGCUCCUCGCUCUCUUCGUCCUCCACCCACUCGCUGUCCACGCCAAGCAGCACCAACAACUCUCCCACCACUACGCCAAGCAGCUCCAGAGCCGCGUCCUACGCCCAGUUGCUGAACAACAUCUUGCCACAAAACGGGGACACAGAGCCACACAGCCAACCGAAAUCAGCCCAGGAUGAGGUGGAUCGGGCGGCAAAAUUGCCCGACUUGCUGUCCCUCAGCACGGCCAACAGCAAUAGCAGCCACCUGGGCAGCAGGAGUAACUGCAUCCCAGCGACAGCCAUUGACGACAUGCUGGAGUUCGAGCAGUCCCUCACCCGUCAGUGCCUGUGCGGGGUUUCUGAGCGAACGUUGCGUAAGCCAUUCCAGUCCCAUUACUCACAGGACACCAACGGCCAAAAGCGGAUAGCCUACCUGCGCGAGUGGCCCACCAAUAAGCUGCUGCAGUUCUUGUCCAACCUGCAGCUUCUGUUCGACAUUUAUCUGAAGCAGAACGCCAAGGGCUUUAUCUGCACGCGGAUAAUGGACGUCUGCGACGCGCUUAUUCGCAAUGACCACAAGCUCAUCGACGAGAUCAUCGUGCUGGCUGGCUACGACAACUCCUACGUGCAAUUCCUGGCCGGACGUGUGCUAGCCGCAUUCCUGGUGAUUGCCAAGCAGGAGCUCAACGAUGAGUGGCUGCAGAAGAUCGUCGACCAGCUGUUUAACUUUGAGCAGCUCGACCAGGCGGCCGUGCAGAAGAUCCACUUCAGCCUAGACAUUAUAAAGCGUAUCGUCGAGUGGAAGGACGUUGAGAUCCAUCCGCUGGACGACGACUGGAUGGCGGCGGCGAAUAGUGCCAGCGCUGCCUCAUCAGUUGUGCCCCUUUCAACGGAAGCUUCCGUAAGCUACAUGCAUUUUCCCGUGCAAGAGCAGCCGCUGGCCACCAACUACUUUGCGCUGCAGUUUCGAGAGGAUACGGAGGGGGAGCGGGAGCCGGAGCGUGAAUCAACCGACAAUCGCGAUCGGCACCGGCGGCACUUUGGUGAGGAGUUGAACGUCGCCUUCGAGCCGCAUCACGCGCCCCAGUCUACAUCCAUGCCCAGCGGCUGCCAUGUGGUCACGCUCACAGACUCGGAGAGCUUCGACACGACGCACCUAAAGUGCAUAACCAUCCAAAAACUGGAGCACAAGUGGCCGACGCUAGUAAAGAACAUGUCAGAGCUGAUGGCACCGACGCACCAGGAUGCGGCCGAGCACUGUGUGCUCAACUUUCUCCAGCUGUGGGAGAACAUCAUCUCGGUAAAGGCCAAUCUUUCUAUCGACGAGACUCGGCCUUACUACGCCCAACUGGAUAAGUUUGAGCUGCUGCUCAGUCACAGCCUGUCCUGCACCGUGUACAAGCAGAUGCUAUGCCUCUUUAAUGAGGCGUUGUGCUAUGGCUCCACGCUGGCGCUGCAGGACAUGCUGCCCGAGGAGACGUGCAAACUGGCGCACCAGAUUGUCUGCCACGUACGUGGCUUCCGAAUCCUGGAAUCGUUGCCGCGUCGCCAGCCAGACAACAUGGUUAGCCUAAUCGGCUACAAUGGCAGGCCGUUAGUCUAUGCCAACGGAACUAUUACCCUGGCAAACGCGGCUCAAUCUGGCGAUGGAGAGCAGGACGGCGGAGAAGGCGAAGCUCCUCUGGACCUUAUAGAGAUGGACAAAACGCUGUUACAAAAGAUGGUUCUGUUGGUGCUGAAGUCGAUAGCGGUAACGGUUAAGGAGAUUCGCAGCGACUCCUCCGACUCCUCCAUCGACUCCAGCGACUAUGAUGCCUUCCAGGACAUGAUGCUUAUAGAACGCUCGAUCCGCGAUGUGCUGAGCAAGCUGGAGACGUUCAUCAAGCAGACGCUAGAGUUUCAUCCGGAGUGUCACUUCAGCAAAAUCCUGAUCCACCUCUUCGACGACCAGGACGACCAUCUGAUCGAGGCCAUGGUCUGCACGCUGGACGUCACGUCGGGCAUCUCGUUCCGCAACAAUGCAUUUCCCGAGCUGGUGGCCAUGCUGAAUCCGGUGUACACAUUCCUGGAGUUCCUCAAGAUGACGUCGAACAGCUCGGACCUACUGCUGGACCUGCUGGUGAGCAACGAAACCUGCUUUCUGCUCUACCUGCUGCGCCUGCUGAAGUACAUCCGCAUGAACUGGACGAUGUUUGUGCACAGUUGUCACACCUUUGGCAUGGGAAGCGCCAUGCUGGACGAGGCGAUGGGCGUGCUUAUCCGUCUGCGCUUGCAAAUAUCCCGCCUGGUGUCGCGCCAGCUAUAUCCCUACGACAUUUCACCGGUGCUGCGCCUGCUUGAGAGCUGCGAGAGCCUCUACGAGGGCAACGAACUGAGCUGAGUGCGGCGCAGGCCCGUACUUCCAACCACAUGCAAUUAAAAUACGUAAUUUAUUUUAAUAUUUAAUGGAAUAGGAGAAACUAGCGCAAAAUUAAAUGAAGACGGAAGCCGUGUAGAAUACGUGUAUUAGCCGUAGGGACAGCUCGACCAUAUCUCCACACCCCGAUCCAGUAGCGCGUUAGCAGUAGUUAAGUUCUUGCACCCUUUCAUCCGCUUCGCAGGUCUUUCAGCCUAGAUACAUAACUGUAUGUAAUUGUCAUUGUAAUGAGCAUCACAAGUUCGUAGUUAGAGAGUAGUUAAUGGUAACAUCGUAGGUACUGAAUUCCAAACUAAACACUACGCUAGACUAAGAUUUUUUUAAUCUUGCCCUAAGUAGAAUAAUGUACAAUAGGAUGGCAAACGUUGGCUCACUCUCCGCAAAAAGUGGGCGUAAAUUCGGUGUCUUCGAGAAGAAAAUUCUUUGUACGUUUUCUAAAACACUUGAAUAAUAUAACUUAAUUAAUUGAUUAAAAGAAACGCAUUAAGAAGAACUACAA